GUCAGCAUCUAGAGAGUAUGUAUGAAGAGACCAACAAAAAUGAGCAUAUUCAUUUCUAUAGGCAGCCUGAGAAUUGAAUAACUUCCUGAAAAAAGUUUUUUUUCAUGCUGGAGGUUUUUUUUUUGUUUUUUUUUAAUGCUUCAGAUUUCCUGAUAACAGUUUAGAACCAGGCUGCUUCCUCACUGAAACACAACUCUCUUCACACUUGAGUAACAACUGAAAGUGAAAGAUAGUAGAUGGAAAUGAUCGAAAAUGAUAUAUAUUCUUCAGCACAAAUUACUACUGCACCCCAAACCCAGAGGGACUAUAGACCACGACAAAACGAUUCUCUCUGGUCCCCUCUCUUCCGCUUGGUGGUAAUACCUCUGUGGCUUCUGGCUGCUGUUCUUUUGAGUUUGCUGAUAUAUAAAUGGAGUCUGUGCAUUGGCUCCAGCUGCGCUAGCUGCCCUAGCUGCCCAGACUUCUGGAUGAAGCAUGGGAAUAAUUGCUACUACUUCUCAUUAGAGAAAAAGACCUGGAAUUCUAGUCUGGAAUUCUGCUUAGCUAAUGACUCUAAUCUGUUCAUGCUUACAGACAGCAAGGAAAAGCAACUGCUCAAAAAUAUCUUAAAUUUUAACUUUUACUGGAUUGGUCUGAGGAAAAAUCUUAACUGGAGGUGGUUAGAUGGAUCAGCGAUAGACUCCUCAAGGAUUUUUACUAAUAGCUUGGUGCAGAACUGCGGUGCCAUCAACCAAGAUGGUAUCCAUGCGUCUAGUUGUGAAUUUCCUUUACAGUGGAUCUGCAAGAAGUCCAGACUUUGAUGUCUGGUCAUAUCUGUCACAUCCUAUUCCCCUACAAAGAAGGAGCUGGAUAUGGAUAGCCAUGAACUUUCUAGCACAUGGCAUUAGAUGUAACAAUCUACAGCCCCUCAGGAAUGAAUGAUUUACUGGUGAACUCUCUGUGAAAAUAUUUAGAUAUUGUCACUGGCUGAGGGAAACAGCUCAACUGGUAGAGUGUCAGACUGAGGUUACUGGUUCAGUCCUCAGCACCAAAGCAGUGGUGCUUUGAUUUGUCUCUCAUUUUCUAUAUAUCAUAUGAGACUCUUGUCUCUCAAAUGUAAUAAAUAAAAUAAAUCUUAAAAAAGAAAUAUUUAGAUGUCUCAACAGUUUAAAGAUCAGAUUCAGGCAAGUGUGUAAUAGUUUGUUUUUAGAGUUUCUCUAUCCAGUGACUACUGCUACCUUGUUCAUGCCACCCACAUCCAUCAAAAGUGCAGUAUUCUGUGGGCUGGGGAAAUAGUAUAAUUGUUAUGCAAAAAGACUUAAAUGCCUGAGGUGCCAAAAGUCUCAGGUUUAAUCCCCAUUACUACCAUAGAGCUGAGCAACACUCUAGUAAAAAAAAAAAAAAAAUUAUAUUUUAUUUUAAUCUGAUCUGAUAAACUCUGUGCAAAUAUUUAAUUGUUAAAUGUGUAAAGAUUUUUAUAUGUCUUGGUGAGUCCACAUGUUGCUAUCACUGGCAAUAUAUUUUUAUCUUGACAAUAGUCCUUUGCAGAUAAAGA
Erinaceus europaeus (western European hedgehog) is the source of this 1534-nucleotide messenger RNA. It is a transcript of the gene KLRG1, whose product is annotated as killer cell lectin like receptor G1. Lineage: Eukaryota; Metazoa; Chordata; Mammalia; Eulipotyphla; Erinaceidae. The transcript has 5 exons. The record is from RefSeq and is a predicted model, not a curated record. The coding region runs from base 237 to 800 and encodes 187 amino acids.